CUAUUCUCCUCACUCUAUUUAAAAGCGGAACGGGUCACAUCUCUGGGAAAGGAUUGGCACCGUCCGUGUCUGAAAUGUGAACGAUGCAAGAAGACACUUACUGCCGGGUCGCAUAGUGAGCAUGAAGGCAAACCCUACUGUACGAUUCCCUGUUACCAAACGUUGUUUGGCCCCAAAGGUUAUGGGACCUCUGCGAGCAGUCACGUUUACAAUUGAGCACGUGGUACAGGAAGCCUAGAUGGCUUCUGAUGACCAGAUUCAUUCCUGUUUUUUUUAGAUUGCUGAACUUUACAAUACACAACUGAGUCAUCAUGCA
Molecule: messenger RNA, 316 nt
Organism: Opisthorchis viverrini
Lineage: Eukaryota; Metazoa; Platyhelminthes; Trematoda; Opisthorchiida; Opisthorchiidae
Exons: 3
Source: RefSeq, a predicted model, not a curated record